UGCCAGACAAAAAGUGCGACAGAAACGUUCGGCGCGUUGCCUUGUAAGGCGGACAUAGUGAGUGUGCAUAGUAGUGUUGUCCCUCCCCCUUCAUAUAUUUAAUAAAUAAAUAGUUGAAUUAUAUAAAAAAAAAUAUAUACCAAUAAUAAAUGAUAAUAAACUGUUUGAUAAUAAUUACAUUAAUAUUAUUAUUAUUAAAUUAAAUACUUGUGAUUUAAUAAACGGGUGAUAAACACUUGAGUGACACAGUGAUAAUUUAUUUAUUUAAAAAAAAAAAUAAAUAAAUAAAUAAAUAAAAAAACAAGUUUUAAAAAGAGGAAUAUUAAUAAUAAUUGUUAACAGUUGAUGGAUGAAAGUGCAAACAUGUUGCAACACGGUGGUGCUAGCGUUGGUCUGAUGAGUGGUAAUCAAGGCCAAAAUGCCCAAAAUGCUGGUGGUUAUAUGGGUCCUGUUGAUGGACCAGCUGCCCAAGGACAAGAUCCAUCAAUUGAAUCAAGAAAACAGGAUAUUGGAGAAAUACUUCAACAAAUUAUGAAUAUAACUGAUCAAAGUUUAGAUGAAGCACAAGCAAGAAAACACACACUCAAUUGUCACAGAAUGAAGCCAGCGUUAUUUUCAGUUUUAUGUGAGAUCAAGGAAAAAACAGUUUUAUCAUUGAGAAAUACCCAAGAGGAAGAACCACCAGAUCCACAAUUAAUGAGACUUGAUAAUAUGCUCAUUGCUGAGGGUGUUGCUGGACCAGAAAAAGGAGGUGGUGCUAAUGCAGCAGCAUCAGCAUCAGCAGCAUCUGCUGCUGGACCACCUGGACAACCUGAUAAUGCUAUUGAACAUUCAGAUUAUCGUGCUAAACUUGCACAAAUCAGACAAAUUUAUCAUUCAGAAUUAGAAAAAUAUGAACAGGCAUGCAAUGAAUUUACGACGCACGUGAUGAAUUUACUGAGAGAACAGAGUCGUACUAGGCCUAUAACACCAAAAGAAAUUGAAAGAAUGGUGCAAAUAAUACAUAAAAAAUUUUCAAGUAUCCAGAUGCAGCUUAAACAAUCAACUUGUGAAGCUGUUAUGAUUUUAAGAAGUAGAUUUCUCGAUGCUAGACGUAAAAGACGGAAUUUUAGCAAACAAGCAUCUGAAAUUCUAAAUGAAUAUUUUUAUUCACACCUAAGCAAUCCAUAUCCAAGUGAAGAAGCAAAAGAAGAACUUGCAAGAAAGUGUGGUAUAACAGUGAGCCAGGUAUCAAAUUGGUUUGGCAAUAAAAGGAUACGUUACAAGAAAAAUAUUGGCAAAGCACAAGAAGAAGCAAAUUUGUAUGCAGCUAAAAAAGCAGCUGGAGCAUCACCAUACAGUAUGGGUGGUGCUAGUCAGGGUACAACAACACCAAUGAUGUCACCAGCACCACAAGGUGGACCUCAAGAUAUGGCUUAUGGUAUGGGUAUUAAUGGCAGUGAUUAUGGUUCACAACCUUACAAUGAUGGUUCAAUGGGUUAUGAUCCAAUGCACCAGUGACGCAUCGAGGCGUAAAUGUCCUUAAUAAUCAUCAGAACAAGAGCAAGACCGGAUUGGAACAUCUCCGUUGCAACAAUAAUAAUCAACCUUUGAUUAUUCAAACUUUUAAUAUUAAUAAAUAAAUAAUAAUUAAUUAUUAUUAUUAUAAAAUUAAUCUUAUUUUUUUUUUUUUUGCUCUUUAAAUGUGCAAUAAACGCGUUUAUUUAUUUUCUUUAUUUUUUUUUUCUAUUUGUUUUUUGACGAUACUAAUGAGGCUGAUUGUAAAUUCAUUAUUAUUAUUUUUUUUAUCGUCAAUAAUAAAUUAAUAAAAUUCAGUGCAAUUUAAAAAAGAAAAAAAAAAUCUAUAUAUAUAAUUAUAGGAAUAUUUGUGGGACAAGAGCAAUAGAAAAAAAUCGAAAUUUAUUAUAAAAUUAAAAUAACGAAAUUGAGUGUUCACGUGGUAUUUUUUAUUGAGAUGAUUAUUGGAAAAAAAAAAAAUAAUAAUAAAUGUUUGUAGAGCCUUAGGCAUUAGACCAGUGGAUAAAUAUCAAAUUUUUGUAUAUAUAGUUUUAUUUUUAUCAUCAAAAUUAAUGCCAAGAAAAAAAAAAAAACAUCAUGAGCUUUUAUUUUUUUUAUAAAUUUUUCCUUUUUUUUUUUCAUUGCUGGUGUAUUUAUGCGAAUAAUCAGCUAACUUGAAUUAUUUUUGAUAAAUUAUCAUUUAAAAAAAAAGAAAAAAAAAGCUAAUUGUUAUAAUUGUAGAGCAUAAACAAUGAACAAUAUUCAUUGAGUCAUAUUUUAAUUUAAAAAAAAAAACAUAAAUUAUCUUUAUUCUGGCAUGUUAAUUUGCAUGUUUGACAAUGAAUUAUUAAUUGUCAUACUAUUCGAAUGGUCAAUUCAGUAUAUUCUAUAUUUUAAUGGGAAAUUAAAGAACAAAUAUAAUCUUGGGUGUUUGUCAUACGAAUGUUUUCUUUUACUUGAUUUAAUUUGGUAAUUAAAAAAAUUUUUUUUACACUAUUUUUUCUUUUUCAUAAAAGAUAUAUUGAUGAUAAAAAAAAAAUAAAUUAGUUAGAUAUAUAUAUUUAUAAAUUAUAAAAAAACAAAAAAAGAAAAACAAAUUGCUAUGAUGACAUGCAGGGAAAAAUGCAAACUGGUGGAUGGAUGCAGCAACGCGAGGCGGUGCCAGAAUUUGCUGGGAUUCAUGAUUCAGCGGAUUCCGAUUCAGACCGGGAUGAAAAACGACCACGCGUUUAGGAGGCAUUACAAUAUAAAUUUAAUUGAAAUUUAUAAAAUAAAAAUCAUAAUAAUAACGAGGGACAUAGAAUGAUUUAAAAAAUUUUUUAAAAAUGUAUGAACGUAAGAAAGUGUGAACGCUGCACGAUAGAAAUAAAACGAAAUAAAAAAAAAUUUACAAUAAUUGAUAUUACACAGUAUGAAAAACAAUAAAUAUAAAAAUUAAUUUGUUAUUUUAAAAGCAACAUAGACAUACAUACACAAAACAAAAACAAUAAAUGUUAAAUUUCCAUAGAAAUAAAAAAAAUUGUACUGUUAAUUAUUAUUUUUUCUUAUUUUUAAAUAUGAUAAUGUAACUUGUAAUGAUAAUGAAAAAAAAAAAAACUAUGUCGAGUUUAAUGAAGCAAUUGUUUAAACAAAUAGAUAACAACACGUAUACGAAAAUUACAUAAUUUCAUAAUCUGUUUUGUAUGGGUAUAUUUUUAAUAAUUACAUUUUAUUUUUCUUUGUCAUUUGUCUGUGUUUAAUUUUUAUCAUCAUAAUUUGUUAAUUGUAUUUUUAAUUAUUUCAUAAACGUAUGCAUAGUUAGCUAAAUGCAAUUAGCUUUGAAAUAUUAUUUUAUUAAUUUAGUUUUCUUGUCAUGCUAGUUUAUGAAAUUUUCAUGAAUAUAUUAUUUUUUUAAAUUUACAAACUUUUUUUUUUUCUAUGUUGAAAAAUUGUUACAACAAUGCAUGUGUUAUUAUUUUUACACAUUACAUUGAUUCGUUUCUCUUUAAAAUUAUAAUUUCAAUGAAUUUAUGUAUCUUUUUUUUUCAUUUUUAAUUGCUGUUUAAUGUGUCAUUUAUUUUUUUUAUGAGCAUUUUUAAAUGAAUGAUUUAAUUUUAUUUGUAAACACAGAAAAAAAUAUUGUAUACUCAUGUAACAAGUACCCAGAAUGACAGAUUAUUUACAUAAUUAUUUUUUUUUUAUUUUUAAUUUAUAAAACAAACAAAAAAAAAAACUUGGCGGUUUUUUUUUUUUAACGCCUGGGGUGCCUACAACUGGCCAAUGCUGUCUGUAAUUUUUCAGGAGCUGUCGCCUUGAAAUCCUUAGAAGAUACUGGAAGCAUACUAAUAACAAAUGCUGAUUAAAAAAAAAACUUAAAAUAGCAAACGAAAGAUAAAAAAAAAAACAUAAUUAUAUGAAAAAAAAAAAAACCUCAAAGAUCUAAAACAGAAAAAAACAAUUGUAAUAAUUUGAUCACCUUUUUAAUCUGUGAUCCAAAACUCGUCGAAAACUAAUUGACGAGGUAUACGAACUAUCGAUAUUAAGUAUUUUUUUUAUUGAAAAAAAAAAAUGUAACAACAAUUUUUCUUGUAUUUCAAAAUUCCAUUUAUAAAAAAAAUAACUUGAUUUAUUUUUUUGUUUUACAAAAGACUGUCAUAAAGAUUUUUGGUAAAAAUAAAAUUGUAAAAAUUAAACGGUUUUAAUACCGUAUUUUUUAUUAAACACACACAGUCUUUAAAAAUAAAAAAAUAAAAAGAAUACUAAAUACUAUAAUAAAAAAUAUAUAUAUUUAAAAAUAAAAUAAUUUAAAAUAAAAAAAAAAAAUAAGGGAAACGAAGCAAUGGUCCUGCAACACAACACGAUGUAUACGAUUUUUCAACAUGAAAAUAAUUAUAUUGUAGCUAUACACAUAAAAUAAAACAAAAGUAAAAAUUAAAUAAUAAAAAAAAAAAAA
This is a messenger RNA of Aphidius gifuensis, 4429 nucleotides long. It is a transcript of the gene exd, whose product is annotated as homeobox protein extradenticle. Bases 346 to 1500 code for a protein of 384 amino acids. Gene Ontology annotation, cellular component: nucleus. Lineage: Eukaryota; Metazoa; Arthropoda; Insecta; Hymenoptera; Braconidae. Gene Ontology annotation, biological process: embryonic organ development; animal organ morphogenesis; neuron development. Gene Ontology annotation, molecular function: DNA-binding transcription factor activity, RNA polymerase II-specific; RNA polymerase II cis-regulatory region sequence-specific DNA binding. The transcript is spliced from 9 exons. The record is from RefSeq and is a predicted model, not a curated record.